AUGAAACUGAGCGUGAGCGCGUAUCGGGCGCAUGCAUCCGCACACAAGAAGAUCCUCUCCAGCGGCUAUCACUCGCAGCUCAACUACGGCAGCACUGGAGCGGCAGCGGCAUCCUCCUCGUCGUCGGGGGCCACUGCAACGGGCCUAUAUACGAUGGAGACGCACGACCACGAGCACGGAGCGGGCAAGUUCGUCAAGGAUGUGGCCCGCCAGGUGCACGACUGCAACAGCGACACGGAUGUCAUUAGUCCCACGGGCACCAGUAGCUCCGGCGGCGGUGGUGGGGGAGGAGGAGCCAGCGGCGGACCCGGGACGAGCGAUGGCGGCCACCACAAGCGGCAUCAUAAGAGCAGCGCGUCGGCGAUGGCCCGCGACGACGACAACAACAGUGCGGCCCACUCCUCGGACAGUAAAAGUCCCAGUCAGCGGAAAUCGCGUAUCGGAGAUGGAGCUUCAGAUCCAGAUUCCGAUUGGACGCGAUCGAACCAACGCUGGAUGAAGCUGCGCACCACCGUGCAAAUCUCAUCGGCGAUACAGAAGAAACCACCGCUCAAGCGCGAAGACUCCUUCCUGAAGCGUUUCUCGACUAGACAGAUACCCGAAACACAGGAAACUGUUGAAGACACGGGUUCAGAAAGUGCCUCUGGUGACGUCGACAAGAGUGUUAAGCGACGGCGACGCUAUCUGCAGAAACGACGAUCCGUCGUUAAUCCAGAUGAGAAUUUUUACUUCUAUUGGUUAAUGAUGUUAACUGUAUGUGUUCUAUAUAACCUAUGGACCCUAAUUGUGAGGCAGAGCUUUCCCGAACUGCAGCAAGCUGUGCCCACGUUCUGGCUCAUCUGCGAUUCGAUGACAGAUGUUGUAUUUAUCCUAGAUAUAAUAGUUCAAUUACGCACAGGCUAUCUGGAGCAGGGCCUAAUGGUAUACGACGACAGGAAGCUGGCCUGCCACUAUGUCCACUCGCGUGACUUCAUCUUCGAUAUGAUAGCGCUAAUACCAUUGGAUCUCCUGCAGCUCAAGAUGGGCACACAUCCGCUCUUGCGUUUUACGCGCUUUUUUAAAGUUUAUCGAUCUGUGAGAUUUUAUUACAUCGUAGAGAGUAGAACAGUUUGGCCAAAUUUAUGGCGCGUUGUUAACCUAAUUCAUAUCCUGUUAAUACUGGCACACUGGUUCGGUUGUUUCUAUUUUUUACUCUCCGAGGCGGAGGGUUUUCAGGGCGAUUGGGUGUAUCCAUAUCGACCCGGGGACUAUGCGACCCUGACCCGCAAGUAUCUGGGCAGCCUGUACUGGUCGACCUUGACCCUGACGACCAUCGGGGACCUGCCCACGCCGGAGACGAAUGCGGAAUAUAUUUUUACGAUCGUUAGCUAUUUGAUUGGUGUUUUUAUCUUCGCGACCAUCGUCGGCCAGGUGGGCAAUGUGAUAACGAACCGUAAUGCGAAUCGCCUGGAGUUCGAGCGCCUUCUGGACGGGGCCAAGACCUACAUGCGCCACCACAAGGUGCCCGGCGGCAUGAAGCGUCGCGUGCUUCGGUGGUACGACUAUAGCUGGUCCCGCGGCAGGAUUCAGGGCGGUGGUGACAUAAACACGGCGCUGGGCCUGCUUCCCGACAAACUGAAAACCGAACUGGCCUUACAUGUCAAUCUCAGUGUGCUGAAGAAGGUGACCAUCUUCCAGGAGUGCCAGCCGGAGUUCCUCCACGACCUGGUGCUCAAGAUGAAGGCCUAUAUCUUUACGCCGGGCGACUCCAUCUGUCGCAAGGGCGAGGUGGCCCGCGAGAUGUUCAUCAUUGCGGACGGCAUCCUGGAGGUGCUGAGCGAGACGGGCAAGGUCCUGACCACCAUGAAGGCGGGUGAUUUUUUUGGAGAGAUCGGCAUACUCAAUCUGGAUGGAUUGAACAAACGCACGGCUGAUGUCCGUUCUGUGGGCUACUCGGAGCUGUUCUCGCUCUCCCGCGAGGAUGUCCUGGCUGCCAUGAAGGACUAUCCCGAUGCCCAGGAGAUCCUGCAGACGCUGGGCCGAAAGCGGCUUAUGGAGGUCCGCUGCGUGAACAAGAAGUACGCGAAGGCGCAGAGUGACAAGGAGGCGGCAGCCUAUGCAGCCGCCCAUCCGCACCACCACCAGAGCCACCAGGGUCACCACCAGGGACAGGUGCAUCAGAGCGAUAGCAGCGAGAACAGUGCCUCCAAGAAGAUCGUGGACAAGCUGAAGCACGAUGUCAAGGGGUUCCGCAACGUGCUGAAGAAGUCCAGGACCUCUAGAAAGAGCGACGAGUCCUUGGAGAUGCAGCCACUGCAUAACACAUCGCCGCGCGGCAGCAAGAUCAUGCUGAAGCGCAUGUCCCGCGUCCGAUCCGACGAGAAGGAUGCGGACAGUGCCGAGGCCAAGGACGAGCUGCACGACAAGACCCCCAGCCCCAUUGGCGCCGGGCUGCCGCUCCUGCAGCGCCUGCGGCUGCUCAAGGAGAAACAGGAUCGCGAAGAGCGAGCUGUUAAGUCCACACCACCACAGAAAUCUCCACCUCACUCACAUGUAACGUGUACGUUAUCGCCGCAGGAAUCGAUCCAGGAGGAGCCCGAACGCGAGUUCAGCGAAGGCUUUCCCCUGAUCCAGCGACUGCAGCAGUUGAAAAUUAAGAACGAGCCGCAGGCCAUCGUUGCCGAACCCGGCGUCGUCAUGGUCAACACGCCGCCCAACAUAAGCAGCAAGAUCGACUCGCACUUUGGAGGAGCCUCGGGAGUGGGAGUACCCGGCGGAGCCAACGGAAGCUCCAGCUCGACCACCUCCGGAGGACAAUCGCUGACGGUGGCCCAGAUCAAGCCCAUUAUGAAAGUGUCCUUCAAGCAGAAGAUCCAGCAGCUGCAGGGCGGCGGUGGCGGAGGAAUGUCCAGCAGCUCGCCGGGUCCGAGUACAGGAGCCAUUGCCAAGAAGGAACCGCCCAAGUCGCUAGCCUUGGUGGCCAAGCACGAGGAUCCGAUCGCGGCUGGAGCGGGACUGGGCUUGGGCCUGGGAGGAGCGGGAGGUCCUGGCAUAGCCACCAUAUCGAAGAGGGUGGUGAAGCCGCCGGGUCAUCGGAUAGGCAUGGCCAUGGGCACGACGCCGCCAAUGCAAUCGGACACGGACACCGACGGCACACCCAUCAAGCCCUGGUCCAAGCUGAAGCUGGCCACGCUCAUGUCCUCCAGCUACACCAGCCUGACCAACUGCUCGCCCACGGAUGACCCCGAGACGCCGCUGAAGAACUACUCGCUGAGCAACAUACCGCAGCAGAUGGAGCAGCACCCGCGACCGCCGCAGCGUCAUCACAGCGCCAGGAGCAGCUCCCGCUCACCGCGGCAUCAUCAUCAUCACCAUGGAUCGCAUCAUCAUGGCCACAGCUCAUCCAGCACCACGUGCUCCUCGGGAGCCGGUGGCCAGCGGCGGGAGCUCAACCAGAUGGGAAUGGGAAUGGGGACCACAGCCAAUGGUGCCACCUCCGCCAGACGGGACUGCCUGCGCCUCCAGAAGCCCGAGCAGCAUCUGCCCGACGGCGAACUCUCCGAGCUGGGCGGCAAUGGCGGUCGCAGGAAGCUCUACCAGAGCGUGUUCGAUCUGUCGCCGGAGUACUGCGGCCUGCCCUUCGUCAAGCGCCUGAAGAUCCUCAACGAGCGCCAGAAGCUGGCCGAGCUGGAGCGAGCCCUCCAGACGCGCAGCUUCAGCCUGGACUGCUCCAAGUCCGGCCCCGAUAGCCGGGUGCCCAUCACGGAGUCGCUGUAUCGCUGUUAUAGCGACACCUCCGGCAUCUACUCACAGUUCCUCAGCACCUAUGAGUCCACCACCAGUUCCACCUCCACCUCGAUAUCCACGAAUACAUCCGCAUCCGCCUCGGCGUCGGCUUCCGCAUCCGCUUCCGCCUCUGCCUCGGACAGCAACUCCAGGCAGCUGUUGCAGUAUGUCCCACUGCCACUCAGUCCGGAGUCUAAUGAGACACUGGAGCGACGGAAGCUGAAGAGCAUACUCAAGAAGCUGCAGAAGGGCACAGGCAACGGCGGACAGGAGGAGGAGAUUCAGCCAGGAGCAUCAGGAUCAGGAUCAGGAUCGGGAUCAGGAGCGAACAACAACGGCAGCAGCUCAAGGGGGCUGGCACAGGGACAGGGCUUGGGACUGGGACUGGGACUGGGACAGGGUCAGGGGCUGCCCGCGGAGCCCACCGUGGAAGGCCCGCCCGCCAGUGCCAAGGAGGAGUAUCCCUUCGGCGGCGGUGGGACUAAUAAUAGCGUUGUUAGCCUUGUUGGUACCGAUGUAUCGAGUGCCACUGCAACUGCUCCCACACCUACUCCUAAUCCGAAUUCGCGCGCGGCCAACAGUGCGUAUGCGUAUCCACUUCCACUUCCGCUUCCGGUCAGCGGUCUUCCGUCUCCGAUUUCAGCAACGUUUCCGGCUCCGAUAACGGCACCCAUACCGCCACCGGCCACGGUUCCGGGCGGCGGCGGCGGCGGCGUCGAGACGAGUGUCUGGUCGCCGACGUUGACGUUGGUAACGCCCACGAAUUCGCCGCAGGAGAGCUUCGCGUUCGAGCUGCUGCACCCCAAUCCCGGCCAGCUGCAGCAGUUUCGCGAGCGCGAUGGCGGACUCGUUGCUGGCGUUGGCAGCGCCUCAGCGUCCGGCGUUUCCGGUUCCUCCACAUCCGCAUCCGCAUCCGCAUCUGCAUCCGCUUCCGCAACGGCAUCCACAUCCGCGUCCGCUUCAUACAUCGUAGAGUCGAAAUCGCAGAGCGAGUUCCAUGCUCAGUCCACCACCACAACCGAUUUGAAUUUGAAUUUGCAGCUCAGGCAGAACACGACCAGUGCGAUGGGACUGGGCUUGGGACAGGGACAGGGACUGGGACUGGGACAGGGUCCAGGGCCGCAUCACGAAGGAUUCCCGGAGGCGCAGGACUACUUCAAUCAGAUCCUCAGCGGCAUCAAUCACGUGAUCAAGACGCACAUGAACGAGAUGCACUCCAAGUUCGAGACGCAGUUCUCCAGCAUGGCCGGCGAGGUGCGGCGACGCGAUGCCAUCAUUGCCCAGCUGCAGUUCAAGUUGCGAUCCAUCGAGCAGAAAUCCUCGUCUUCGACGCUACCCGUGGCCACGUGCUCGUCCUCCGCCUUGGUCCUGCCACUCAGCCGGCGACAGAAGAAGAUGUCCCAGCUGUCGGUGGACGACGAUGAGCCGGCCGAGGAUGAGGAUAACAGCAGUUCCGGCUCCUCGGCGGAGCUUCUGUUUAUGCGCGGCGACUCCCUGGACACGGUGUUCACAUCCUCGCCACCCAUCCAGGGCGGCAGGCGGAGCAUAUCUCCGGGUCCGGGUCGUGGACCAAGCCGUCAUCAUGCCGCCUCGGCGAAUGCCUUGAAUUGUCCCAGCAGCUACUACGGCGGACCAGGAUCGCUUAGCUCCCGGCAUGCCCAGAGCCACCCCAGUUUCUAUUCCGGGCAGGGCAACGGGCGGAGCAGCAGUCGUGGUGGCGGCUACCGCGAAUGGAGCGGAGGCGGACCAGGAGGAAGUCUGGUCAGCGGUGGCAGCGGUGGCAGCGGUUCUACUAGCGGCGUUAUGGUAUCGGAUGUGACUGGCAAUCUCACGCGGCUGGCGGACAGCGUCAUUCUGGACAUUGGCGAGAGCUCCAGCUCCAGUUCCUCGUCCAGCAAGAUCAACAUUGCCGAGGAGGAGGACGACGAUGAGGAGGAGGAGGAGAAUAAUGCCGCCGAUCGACGCAGCAGAGUUGUGGUCGAGGAGGACGACGACGAGGAGGAGGAGGUGGCGGGAACGAAUCGAGCGGGCCACAACGACUGGGAGGUCCAGAUGCUGGCCGCCGAGAUGGAGCGCCAGGAGCGGAAGCGCGGUCACUCGCUUAAUCCCGACAAUCUCGGCGAGCUGAGGCACUGCAGCACGCUGCUGCGGCGUCGCCGCAAGUUCAGCGACACGGAGACGGAGUUCAGUGAGACGGAUAUGGACGAUCAGCUAAUGGCCCGGGCAGCAGCCGCAUCGGCAGGAGCAUCAGCAUCCGCAUCCGGAGCAGGCACCUCGGCGGGCCAUCAGAGUGGCAGCCAGCGGCCGAGGGCCUCCAGCUUGGAUCAGUUUAACCUGCGCUAUGGCAUCGGACGCGGGAUCUUUAAAGCAAUGAGCAUCGAUCGUGAUAAAGACAAGCUUUGAGAACUGUAAUCGACGAAGUGACCAAAUCCAAAUCCAAACCAUCACCCAGUUCCCAACUCCAACUCCAACCCCAUUCCCAUCUCCAGCAGGAGCGGACAACCAAUAAGCAAUUCGGACAGUAUUACAAUGGUACAACAACUAUAUGUAUUUGAUAUACAGAACCUAAAAAGAGAUGUGAGGACAUAUAGAGAGCUAUAUUCUAUACAUGUAUGUUUAGCCCAAACGAUCCCCCAUAUACAGAUAUACAUAUAUAAACCCAAAGGAAAGCCCGAAUGAGACACAAAAACUGUAGAAUUAACGAAACAACUACUACUAAAAAACCGAGAAACAACACACAGAUAGCCAGAGGGAGUGCCUCGACCCCUAUUCCGGCUUAAAUUUUUCAUUUUCAUUCUCAUUUCAAUAGUUUUCUUGAAAAUGUAAAUAGUUUGAUUAACCGAAAGUUGACUAUGUCUAAUAGAAGGAUAACUGCAUUUUAGCAUUAUUUUCCUCAGUGCUUCAGUUUAGUUUAGGUUUGGCCUAAUUUAAAAUUAUUUUCUUUUAGUUUUUCAACUGAAUUUUAUACCCUUGCAAGGUAUUCUUAUUUCAGACAGAGGCUUACAAAACAGGGAAGAAAUCAUUUCCGACCCUAUAAAGCAUAUAUAUUCUUGAUCAGCAUC
Messenger RNA from Drosophila serrata, 6827 nucleotides. It is a transcript of the gene Cngl, whose product is annotated as Cyclic nucleotide-gated ion channel-like. Gene Ontology annotation, cellular component: membrane. The record is from RefSeq and is a predicted model, not a curated record. Gene Ontology annotation, molecular function: protein-containing complex binding; intracellularly cyclic nucleotide-activated monoatomic cation channel activity. Gene Ontology annotation, biological process: transmembrane transport; monoatomic ion transport. Lineage: Eukaryota; Metazoa; Arthropoda; Insecta; Diptera; Drosophilidae.